Molecule: messenger RNA, 1971 nt
Organism: Penicillium odoratum
Lineage: Eukaryota; Fungi; Ascomycota; Eurotiomycetes; Eurotiales; Aspergillaceae
Exons: 3
Coding region: 1-1971 (656 amino acids)
Molecular function (GO): long-chain fatty acid transmembrane transporter activity; long-chain fatty acid-CoA ligase activity
Source: RefSeq, a predicted model, not a curated record
AUGCCGCUGCCUUUCUUGUCUGAAGUGCCUUUGAGCAUUGCUCUUCCAGCGGCCGCCACAGCCCUAGCCUACCUGAAUGCGAAACACUCACUUUUCUACGACGUCAACCUUUUGAGAGCAAUGUUUAAGAUGAUGAAGAGAAAGAACUCGGCAGAAAAGAGCGAUCGCCUGAACCUCUUCUAUGUCCUUGAGAGCCACGCCCUCUCCCCCGACACCGCCGAUAGAGAUUGUCUAGUCUAUAACGGCCGAACAUGGAGCUUCCGUGAGACUUAUGAUAUGUCCCUCCGCUUCGCCAAUUGGUUCAAAAAUGUACACCACGUGGGCCGCAAGGAGAUUGUCGCCAUCGACUGCAUGAAUUCGUCCACCUUCCUCUUCAUGGUCCUUGGACUAUGGAGCAUUGGGGCAGUGCCUGCGCUCAUCAACUAUAACCUGACUGGCAAACCUUUGGUCCAUUCUCUCAAGGUGUCGAGUGCCAAACUUGUGAUUGUGGAUGAGGAGGUCCGCAAUAAAUUCACAGCGAAGUUAAUGGAGAAAUUUACCUCCCCAGAUUUCCGCGAUGGGAAGGGCCCGAUCGAGGUUGUAUUCCUAAGUUCCGAUGUGGAGGCCCAGGUCUUGCAUAUGGAGCCCAUGCGUGAGGAAGAUAAGGCGCGCUCUGGUCUACUCCCACGGGAUAUGGCGCUGUUGAUUUAUACCAGUGGUACUACAGGCCUUCCCAAGCCCGCAAUUGUCAGCCUGCAGAAAGCCUGGUCCGGCGCUGGCUUCGUAGGACACUGGAUGAGUAUGACUCCUGCGGAUCGCUUCUUUACGUGCAUGCCUCUGUACCAUGCUUCGGCAUCUGUACUUGGGUUCGUCACCACCCUGCACAUUGGCGCUACACUGAUUAUUGGGCGCAAAUUUUCUGCGCGGAACUUCAUGAAUGAGGCUCGUGAGAACGACGCGACAAUUGUGCAAUAUGUUGGCGAGACCCUUCGAUACAUUCUGGGCGUGGCGCCCCAUAUCGAUCCGACUACCGGCGAGGAUUUGGAUAAGAAGCACAAUAUUCGCAUUGCAUUCGGCAACGGCCUCCGCCCUGAUAUCUGGAAUCGAUUCAAGGAACGUUUCAACAUCACCACUGUUGCUGAAUUCUACGCUGCUACGGAGGGUACGGCUGGGUCAUGGAAUCUCUCAUCCAACGAUUUCUCGGCGGGCGCCAUUGGUCGGAAUGGAAUAAUUGGAAAUGUCGUAUUCGCUCGCAGCACAGCCAUUGUUGACGUGGAUUGGGAGACUCAGGAACCUUGGCGGGACCCGAAAACCGGCCUUUGCAAGAAGGUUCCUCGAGGUGAUCCUGGUGAGCUUCUCUUCCGAAUCGACCCCGCCGACCCCAGUGCAGCUUUCCAGGGUUACUUCAGGAAUGCCAAGGCUACCGAGAGCAAGAUUGUGCGCGACGUCUUGAUGAAAGGCGAUGCAUAUUUCCGCUCAGGUGAUGUGGUUCGAUGGGAUACGGAUGGUCGCUGGUACUUUUCCGAUCGCCUGGGCGAUACAUUCCGGUGGAAGGGUGAGAACGUCUCAACCAACGAGGUUGCAGAGGUUCUCGGCUCUCACCCAGAGGUACACGAAGCCAACGUCUAUGGCGUGGCUCUGCCGAACCAUGAUGGCCGCGCUGGGUGUGCAGCGCUGGUCUUGAAUCAGCAGCUAGCUAGUGGUAGUUCUUCUGGCCCAGCGCUGGAACCCUCGCGCGCGACACUUGACAGCAUUGCUGCGCAAGCCCUGAACAACCUGCCGCGCUAUGCAGCCCCGCUUUUCCUUCGCUUCACGCCCGAGAUGCAAUCCACCGGUAAUAACAAGCAGCAGAAGCAUGUCUUGCGUACUGAGGGUGUGGAUCUUUCCCAGGUAUCUAAGAACGACCACUUAUACUGGCUCCAGGGUAACUCUUACGUUCGAUUUGAACAGAAAGAUUGGGAUCGAUUGAAUGGUGGACAAGCUCGGUUGUGA